This is a messenger RNA of Penicillium bovifimosum, 900 nucleotides long. RefSeq lists its product as uncharacterized. The transcript is spliced from 3 exons. NCBI's taxonomy places the organism in Eukaryota, Fungi, Ascomycota, Eurotiomycetes, Eurotiales, Aspergillaceae. Bases 1 to 900 code for a protein of 299 amino acids. The record is from RefSeq and is a predicted model, not a curated record.
AUGGCUAAUAAACGAAUUCUCGUCAUCGGUGGUACCGGGGCGCAGGGGUUUGCUGUUGUCAAGGCUCUACUUGAAGCCAAGGACCCGUUCACCGUCCGCGUGCUUUCGCGUAACCCCACCUCAGAAGCAGUUAAAAAGACCUUCAAGGACUAUCCUCAGGUUGAAUUUGCCCAGGGGUCAUUCAUGGACUUUGAUGCAGUUGAAAAGGCACUUCAUGAUUGCUAUGGCGUGUUUGUCAACACGGAUGGCUUCACCGUCAAUGAACCAGACGAGCUCUGGGCUGGUAUCCGAAUCUUUGAGAUUGCAAAUACAAUUCCGACCUUGCGCCACUUCGUCUACAGCAGUAUUGACUACUACCUCCGACUUACGAACUUCGACCACAAGUACGCUACUCAUCAUACAAAUGGAAAGGGUCGGGUCCAUACCUAUCUCAAUGGCAUGACAUCUCCUGCGCACCCUGAAUCAAAACUUGUUUGGUCAGUUCUCAUCACUGGUGUGUACAAUGAGGAUCUGAUGGGUGGGCCUCUCGUUCCAGUUGUUGAGGCGGAUGGAACCAGGGUCUUCAGGUUUCCACUGGGGGAUGGCCACUUGCCAUUCAUGACGCUUCAAGACUGUGGAGCUUUCGCCUUACACAUAUUUCAGAACCGAGAGUCUUGGUCUGGGAAGACUCUUCUGGGGACAAGUCAUUUCGCAACUGGGAAGGAGCUGGCUGAAACUCUGUCCCGUGUUUCUGGUGUUAAGGCACGCUACGAGCCUGUCACAAUUGAGAAGUGGAUUGACUCAUUGCCCUACGCCAGUGCACCAGUGUCGUCAAUGUAUCCAGAUGGCAUCACGGUGGGGCAAAACUUCAGCAUGUGGUGGUCUGGGUUCCAAGACAACUCUGGAGGACUGGAUUCGUGA